Messenger RNA from Penicillium alfredii, 1749 nucleotides. Its product is annotated as WD40 repeat domain-containing protein. NCBI's taxonomy places the organism in Eukaryota, Fungi, Ascomycota, Eurotiomycetes, Eurotiales, Aspergillaceae. Gene Ontology annotation, biological process: mRNA splicing, via spliceosome. Bases 1 to 1749 code for a protein of 582 amino acids. Gene Ontology annotation, cellular component: catalytic step 2 spliceosome. The transcript has 2 exons. Gene Ontology annotation, molecular function: protein binding; mRNA binding. The record is from RefSeq and is a predicted model, not a curated record.
AUGGCCUCACUAUUAGGCGCAGGCUAUGACUCGAGCGACGAUGACGCCACUGCGCCCAACGCUCCAGCGACGACCGCAACCAAAGUCGUCGCGGCACCGGAAGUGAAUACAGAGGACCAAGCGCACAUGCAAAUGACCCUCGCCAACACCUCGUCGCAAGCCCUCACUUACAACGCCACGUACGAUGAUUUAAUGCGGCCAGCGCAGGGGCCCAUGAACCCUUUCAAACCCACAGGCCCAGGCAAUGGCAUCAAGCGCAAAAAUGUUCCGACAGGGUUCGCCGAAGAAGCAGCCAUCAGCGAGUCGACGUUCGCCGCGCAACAUCGCACGUUCCAGAGUCUAGGCUACACGCGCAACCCAACAUUGCCGGAUCAAUAUGUCGGGAAUAUGGAUAAUGUGGCGCAGUACGGAGGGCGGGAUGUUGUGCAGAUGAAACCCACCAAAGAAGCAUCGGCGGCAUUGCGAGCUAAGCGGCAAAAGAAGGGCGACUCCAGCAUUGUCGAGGGCGAGGGUGCAUAUCUGGGGCCCUGGGCGAGAUACCAAAAUCAGGAGCAAUAUGACGAGAUUGAGGUUCCUGAGGGGGAAGAGCGCGAGCUUGCCAGCGAUGAAGAAUAUGUCGAGGAGGACGAGCAGACUCUGGCCCCCGCGGCGCCCAUGCCGGCCAUGAGCAAGGAGGCCACCGAGUACCAGGGAGACACGUCCAGGGUGGAAACGACUGAGUUUCACGGCUCCGAGCAGUUCGACUACUUGGGCCGUACGUACAUGCAUGUGCCGCAAGACCUGGAUGUCGACCUGCGCAAGGAAGUGGGCAGCGUCAAGAACUACGUACCGAAGAAGCUGGUACAUACGUGGAAGUCGCACACCAAGCCCAUUACUUCGCUGCGCUUUAUUCCCAACUCGGGCCACCUGUUACUCUCCUCGGCUGCGGAUGGAAAGGCCAAGCUCUGGGAUGUAUAUCACUCCCGGGAACUACUGCGAACAUUCUCGGGCCACUCCAAGGCGAUUUCCGACACGGAUUUCCACCCUACCGGAAAGACAUUCCUCACAGGAUCCUACGACCGCCAAAUCAAGCUCUGGGAUACUGAGUAUGGGAAAUGCCUGGGCCGGUUCUCGACAGGCAAGACUCCACAUGUCAUCCGCUUCAAUCCGGGCGCCGACCACUCGCACGAGUUCCUGGCCGGUAUGUCCGACAAGAAGAUUGUGCAGUUCGACACCCGGUCCGGAGAGCUGGUCCAGGAAUACGACCACCACUUGGCAGCUAUUAACACUAUCACCUUUGUCGACGACAACCGCCGUUUCAUUUCCACCUCAGACGACAAGUCGCUACGCGCCUGGGAAUACGGCAUCCCCGUACCCAUCAAAUUCAUUGCCGAGCCCUAUAUGUUUGCGCUCACACGCGCCGCCCCGCAUCCCAACGGUAAGUACGUCGCCUUCCAGUCCGGCGACAACCAAAUCGUCGUCUACGGCGCCACCGACAAGUUCCGGCAGAACCGCAAAAAGAGCUUCCGCGGCCACAACAAUGCCGGCUAUGGGAUCGAUCUCAAGAUCUCGCCCGACGGCCAGUUCAUCUCCUCUGGUGACAGCGGCGGCUUUGUCUGCUUCUGGGACUGGAAGACCGGCAAGAUGUAUCAUAAAUUCCAAGCUGGCGGGAAAGAGGGCGGUGCUAUUACAUGUCUGGACUGGCAUCCGCAGGAAACUAGCAAGUUUGUCACUGGUGGUUUGGAGGGCGUUAUUAAGUAUUGGGAUUAA